Messenger RNA from Plasmopara halstedii, 183 nucleotides. RefSeq names its product MISEXPRESSION SUPPRESSOR OF RAS 6. The coding region runs from base 1 to 183 and encodes 60 amino acids. The record is from RefSeq and is a predicted model, not a curated record. The transcript has 2 exons. NCBI's taxonomy places the organism in Eukaryota, Oomycota, Peronosporomycetes, Peronosporales, Peronosporaceae.
AUGCCCGAUAUGACAUUUGCGUCUCCCGCAAUGGUAAUAAUUGCGAAAUCCACAGGGGAUGAAUUCUUACCACCACAUCAGGAAAAUGUUGUUCUUAGCUCUGUACUUCGUAUGCUUAAAAAGGUGAUUGGGGAGUUGUCGAUCAAAGUAUGUGGAGCUAGCGACGAUUUGGCAUUACUUUAA